AUGUCUCAACAUGACCGCCCUGAAGACAAGCCCGAGGGCUUUUCGAAAUACCUUAAGCGUAUGAAGACCGUCCUCCGUCCUCGGUCAAUGUCCAAACGACAAUCUAUCACUCCUGGGGUAGCCACUCAAGCCGAAACCACUGCACCGGAGGCAACAUCACCGGCACCGGCAUCAGUACCAGCAGCAACACCAGCACCGGCACCGGCACCAGCCCAAGAGCCCAGCCCAUCAGGACCGGUCAUGUUCACCAGCUACAGCAGAACUCAACAGGAAAAGGCGCGCAGCCUCUUCGCCAAAUAUGGCCUGACCGUCGACACCAGCGACUGGAACGCACCCCCCGACCUCCAGCUAACCCGUGUAACGAAGCCAAUCCGCAUGCGAGUGCGCCGUACCUGCCACCGCUGCGAAACCACCUUCGGCGCAGAGAAAGUAUGCGUCAACUGCCAGCACACCCGCUGCACAAAGUGCCCCCGACACCCAUCCGCCCGCAACAAGGAUAGCAAGGAUAGCGAGCCGACAACCCGCAAGUCCAAGAACCCGGAGACAUACGCCCAUUCACCCCAUCUGUUCCCCAGGACCACGCACCUCAAGCUCAGCACCACCCGGGAAAUUUCGCUCAAGAUGCCGUCGCCCACCGGCGGUCCGGAUUUCGUCCGUCGGCCGGUGCGCCAGCGGGUCCGUCGGAACUGUCACCUCUGCGCCUCGCUCUUUACCCCCGGCACCAAGGAAUGCCCGAGUUGCAGCCAUGUGCGCUGCAAGAUAUGCCCGCGAGACCCGGCCAAACUCGAUAAAUAUCCCGAUGGAUAUCCGGGCGAUGCUGAUCCGCCCAAGCCUAGACCCGAGCGCACGUUCAAGAAGCCUCGUCGCAGAGUCCAUUAUCAGUGUCAUGUUUGUGAGACUUGGUUCCAGGGUAAUGCAAAAACAUGUUUGAAUUGUGGUCAGGCGAAGUGUGAUGAAACUAUACGAAUUCCACCUAAAAGGGUGAAACCAGAAACAAGCCCGGAGGUUCUCAAAAGUCUUGAAGAGAAGCUAGCAGCUAUGGCGCUUGAACGAACACCAGACGUUGCUGAAUCAGCAGCUUGA
This is a messenger RNA of Penicillium roqueforti, 1083 nucleotides long. RefSeq lists its product as uncharacterized. The record is from RefSeq and is a predicted model, not a curated record. Lineage: Eukaryota; Fungi; Ascomycota; Eurotiomycetes; Eurotiales; Aspergillaceae. The coding region runs from base 1 to 1083 and encodes 360 amino acids. The transcript has 3 exons.